GACACCCGGAAGUCUCCGCCUAACGGGUCGAGCCCGCGCCUCCUGUCCUGGAAGGGGGCGGGGCCCGAAGCCCCUCAGCGCGGCGCCAUAGAGCGUGGACGGAGGACCCGUGUCCUAGACGCGUCCGGAAGUGGCUCCCUGAGGCGCCCGCUCCGCACCAUAGAGCUGGGGGGGCGGCGGCGAGGGGGUCGCCGGGCUCGCCUUCCUAGAGCGGCGAGGACAGGGUGCAGGCCGGAGGGGGGGUAGGAAGGGGAGGGGGGAGCGGCGCGGGCGGAAGCGGCCAGGAAGGUCACUUCCGGCCUGGGCGCCCGUCCCCCUGACCCCAGGGUCUGAGUCGCCGCUGCCGCCGCUGCCACCAUCCGCGAGGGAGGAGAGAGGAGGAGGAGUGCGGCGCGGCGGCCCCGGGACCGAGGAGGGUUCCUUCGCUCUGGAGUGAGAGCUUCAUCUGUGCUUCAUCUCGUGGAAGCUUCAUGGCACAUCUGCAGGUGCUGUUGUCGUCCUCCAUCUUACUGGAGAGGAAACUGAGGCACGGAGGGACCCAGACAUGGAGCUUCGGGAAGAGGCCUGGUCUCCGGGGCCGCUGGAUUCCGAGGACCAGCAGAUGGCCAGUCAUGAGAAUCCAGUGGACAUUCUCAUCAUGGAUGACGACGACGUCCCCAGCUGGCCCCCGACCAAGCUGUCCCCACCCCAGUCGGCGCCCCCGGCCGGCCCCCCGCCCCGACCGCGGCCGCCUGCCCCCUACAUCUGCAACGAGUGCGGCAAGAGCUUCAGCCACUGGUCCAAGCUGACGCGGCACCAGCGCACGCACACGGGCGAGCGGCCCAACGCCUGCAGCGACUGCGGCAAGACCUUCUCGCAGAGCUCGCACCUGGUGCAGCACCGGCGCAUCCACACGGGCGAGAAGCCCUACGCGUGCUCCGAGUGCGGCAAGCGCUUCAGCUGGAGCUCCAACCUCAUGCAGCACCAGCGCAUCCACACGGGCGAGAAGCCCUACGCCUGCCCCGACUGCGGCCGCAGCUUCACGCAGAGCAAGAGCCUGGCCAAGCACCGGCGCUCGCACAGCGGCCUCAAGCCCUUCGUGUGCCCGCGCUGCGGCCGCGGCUUCAGCCAGCCCAAGAGCCUGGCGCGCCACCUGCGGCUGCACCCUGAGCUGUCGGGGCCCGGCGUGGCGGCCAAGGUGCUGGCGGCCAGCGUGCGCCGGGCCAAGGCGCCCGAGGAGGCGGCGGCGGCGGACGGCGAGAUCGCCAUCCCGGUGGGCGACGGCGAGGGCAUCAUCGUGGUGGGCGCUCCGGGCGAGGGGGCCGCGGCGGCCGCAGCAGUGACGGGCGCGGGGGCCAAGGCGCCGGGGCCCCGCUCGCGGCGCGCGCCGGCCCCCAAGCCGUACGUGUGCGUGGAGUGUGGGAAGGGCUUCGGGCACGGGGCCGGGCUCCUGGCCCACCAGCGCGCCCAGCACGGGGACGGGCUCGGGGCGGCGGGGGCCGAGGAGCCGGCGCACAUCUGUGUGGAGUGCGGCGAGGGCUUCGUGCAGGGCGCUGCGCUGCGGAGACACAAGAAGGUCCACGCCGUGGGCGCACCUUCGGUCUGCAGCGGCUGCGGACAGAGCUACUACCGGGCCGGCGGGGAGGACGAGGACGACGACGAGGCGGGUGGCCGGUGCAGCGAGUGCCGCGGCGGGGAGGGCCGGUAGGGGCGGGGGCCCGGGGGGGCAGGGCCCCUCGGGCUUGGCGGGGACGACGGCAGGACCCAGAGACCCGGGGAGACACGGACGGGGGGUGCCGCGGGCCGGCGGCGGCGUGCGGGCUCCUUCCCUUCCCCGGGGCGCGCGGUCCGCGGGGCCGGGUGGGCCUGGGGAGGGGCGCCGCGCAGCUCCCUUGGCGCCCAGGCCACGCCCGCCCGCGUCCCGGCCCCGCCCUGCGCUUGGCCUGCCCCUUGUAGGUUCUCGGCCGAGCCCGAGAUAGACAAUGUGUGACAACUAGAGACCAAGACACGACAAAACCCACGAGCGAAAGCCCACUUGUCCUCUUUCUCUUCCCCCACCGGCUGGGGGAGUUGCAAGGAUGGAGCGAAAUCGGGCCCUUUCCAUUUAGAGGGGCCCCAGGGAGGGAAGGGAAAGAGGGGUCCCUUCCUCUUUUAGAGUUUUCUUUUAAUCCUACCCGCCCCCUGACCCCUCCCACCCAUUAUGUUUUCUCUUCCCCGCGAGUCCCUUCGUUUCUCUUCGCCCAAGCCCUUCCUCCUCCUCCUGGAUCUGGGGUAGGGGAGCAGUGAUGGAGCAGAACUCGCCCCUGUUACAGGCGUACCCCGCAGAGAAUGGGGUGCCCGCCUCUAUUUGCUGGCCUGGGCGUGGUAGAAGGAGGGGUGCCGGGGGCAAUAAAUGGCACUAUCCGAUUGUC
Molecule: messenger RNA, 2390 nt
Organism: Equus caballus (horse)
Lineage: Eukaryota; Metazoa; Chordata; Mammalia; Perissodactyla; Equidae
Gene: ZNF787
Product: zinc finger protein 787
Biological process (GO): regulation of transcription by RNA polymerase II
Cellular component (GO): transcription regulator complex; PcG protein complex; chromatin
Molecular function (GO): RNA polymerase II cis-regulatory region sequence-specific DNA binding; DNA-binding transcription factor activity, RNA polymerase II-specific
Source: RefSeq, a predicted model, not a curated record